AUGAGGGUUCCCCAUACGGUGAGCAAAUUAUUAGUUGAAUUACACACACCAUCGCCAGAAUGUCUAGACUUAAUCGGCGAGGAUCAAAGACAAAUCUUAGCGGAAGAUCUAAAUUGGAACAAUGGAGAAGUACCAACUUUGGUAGAUUUAUGUGUAAAAAAAAUUGCAGAAAAAUUCGAAGAACGGCCCUACUUCGAUGAACUACCAUGUGAAGAUAGAGAUCAUCUUCUAGAGUUGAUUUCCACUAACUUGCCGCUUGAAAUGGCAAUUCCUCUUAUUAACGAUGAAUAUUAUUGGAAACGACGCUACGACGACCAUUUCGGUGUUAUAACAUAUAGAAAACCUUUCCCCUGGCAAUGGAAAUCUCUUUAUAUCGAAAGAGAGGUUCGUAGAAUUAUAGAACAUGCAGAACCACAAUAUGCAGACGAAGAAAGUAUGGAUAUAUUGGAUUUAUGUGCUCCAUACGUUAAAAGAUUAUUCGUGACCCAGUUACAACUUUGGAAACCACCAUUGACUAUAGAAAAAGAAGAUAUUCCAGACGAAUGGCCGAUUGAUCACAUUAAUUUCACUUUUAUCACUCCAAAAUUACCUUUGAUUGAAGAAUUUGAUAUUAUCUUUGGUAUGAAUGAUGUCAAAGAAGAUUUCAAUUGGAAUAUGUUCAAAAUAACUGUUUCAGAUUGUCAGAGAUUAGGUAAGGCGAUAUUGGAUCUGAAGCUAUUGAAAGUACUCCGGAUUCACAAAAGCAAUAUUGAAGAUAAACAUUGUCAAGCACUGAUGCAAAAUUUGAUAAAGAAUAAGACCAUAGUUGUGUUAGACUUAUCUAAUUGUAAAAUAGGUGAUCAAGGUACUUUAUGUAUCGCUAAAGUUUUGAUGAAUCAUCCUACUUUAAGGAAACUGAUACUGACAAAUAAUUUAAUAGGGCAAAUUGGAGCAGAAGGAUUAGGAUAUGGUUUGAUACAAGAUACGUGCCCCCCUUUGGAGUCUUUAAUUUUAAGACUCAAUCCAUUAGGACAUGCUGGAGUCAUGGGUAUUUUAAGAGCUUUAGUUCGAUGUUCCUUUCCCACAGAACUUUCCUUAAGUUCUUGUUUAUUUGAAGAUGAAACCCCGGAAAAAAUUUCUAAGGUGUUGAAUUGGAACGACACUUUACAAGUUUUAGAUGUUAGCAACAAUUGGUUUGGAGAAUAUGGAGGGGACUUAAUGGUAGAAUCUUUGAAAGAUAACACUAGUCUAUUAUGGUUAGAUAUGAGAGAAACAGAUAUAACACCACAACAAAACAUGUUGAUUCGAAAAUAUUUAUUAAGAAAUCGUAAUGACUCUGUGGAAGAAGACGAAGCAUCUAUAGUAGAAUCAGAGGAACAAACGGGAGAAGAUCAAGACGAAGAAGUAAUGGAAGAAAGUAUUGAAGACGUGCAUGAGAAUGUUGAGGAAAUGGAAUAA
Diorhabda sublineata is the source of this 1437-nucleotide messenger RNA. Its product is annotated as dynein regulatory complex subunit 5. Bases 1 to 1437 code for a protein of 478 amino acids. NCBI's taxonomy places the organism in Eukaryota, Metazoa, Arthropoda, Insecta, Coleoptera, Chrysomelidae. The record is from RefSeq and is a predicted model, not a curated record. Gene Ontology annotation, molecular function: GTPase activator activity; small GTPase binding. The transcript has a single exon. Gene Ontology annotation, biological process: activation of GTPase activity; nucleocytoplasmic transport. Gene Ontology annotation, cellular component: nucleus; perinuclear region of cytoplasm; cytosol.